Puma concolor (puma) is the source of this 1473-nucleotide messenger RNA. It is a transcript of the gene SLC7A9, whose product is annotated as solute carrier family 7 member 9. NCBI's taxonomy places the organism in Eukaryota, Metazoa, Chordata, Mammalia, Carnivora, Felidae. Gene Ontology annotation, cellular component: membrane. The record is from RefSeq and is a predicted model, not a curated record. Gene Ontology annotation, molecular function: neutral L-amino acid transmembrane transporter activity; L-cystine transmembrane transporter activity. Gene Ontology annotation, biological process: amino acid transmembrane transport; L-cystine transport.
AUGGAGGGGACAAGCCUGAGGAAUCGGAGAGAAGAUGAGAAGUCCAUCCGGAGUAUCCAGAGUAAGGAACCCAAGACCACGAGUCUCCAGAAGGAGGUGGGCCUGCUCAGCGGCAUCUGCAUCAUCGUGGGCACCAUCAUCGGCUCUGGGAUCUUCAUCUCCCCCAAGUCUGUGCUCAGCAACACGGAAACCGUGGGGCCCUGUCUCAUCAUAUGGGCGGCCUGUGGGGUCCUCGCAACACUGGGUGCCCUGUGCUUUGCAGAGCUUGGCACGAUGAUCACCAAGUCAGGGGGCGAGUACCCUUACCUGAUGGAGGCCUUCGGGCCCAUCCCUGCCUACCUCUUCUCCUGGACCAGUCUGUUCGUCAUAAAGCCCACAUCCUUUGCCAUCAUCUGCCUCAGCUUUUCGGAGUACGUCUGUGCGCCCUUCUAUUCGGGCUGCAAUCCCCCUCCGGUUGUCGUGAAAUGCCUGGCUGCCGCUGCCAUCUUGCUCAUCACCACGGUGAACUCGCUGAGCGUGCGGCUGGGGAGCUACGUCCAGAACGUGUUCACGGGGGCCAAGCUGGUGAUCGUGGCCAUCAUCAUCAUCAGCGGGCUGGUCCUCCUGGCCCAAGGGAACACAAGGAAUUUUGAGAAUUCUUUUGAGGGCACAAAACUGUCUGUGGGAGCCAUCAGUCUGGCAUUUUAUAAUGGACUCUGGGCGUACGAUGGAUGGAAUCAACUCAAUUACAUCACGGAAGAACUUAGAAACCCUUUCAGAAACCUGCCCUUGGCCAUCAUCAUCGGGAUCCCACUGGUGACAGGCUGCUACAUCCUCAUGAACGUUUCCUACUUCACCGUGAUGACUCCUACCGAGCUCCUGCAGUCCCAGGCGGUGGCCGUGACGUUCGGCGACCGCGUUCUCUACCCGGCCUCUUGGGUGGUUCCGCUGUUCGUGGCCUUUUCCACCAUCGGUGCCGCCAACGGGACUUGCUUUACGGCAGGCAGACUUGUGUACGUGGCGGGCCGGGAAGGCCACAUGCUUAAAGUGCUCUCCUACAUCAGCGUCAGGCGCCUGACUCCAGCCCCUGCCAUCAUCUUUUAUGGCAUCAUAGCAACUAUUUAUAUCAUCCCUGGUGACAUAAACUCAUUGGUCAAUUACUUCAGUUUUGCUGCAUGGCUGUUUUAUGGCCUGACGAUUCUGGGAUUGGUUGUCAUGAGGUUUACAAAGAAAGACCUGGAAAGGCCUAUCAAGGUGCCCAUUUUCAUCCCCAUCUUGGUGACUCUCGUCUCCGUGUUUUUGGUUUUGGCCCCAAUCAUCAGCGAACCCGCGUGGGAAUAUCUCUACUGUGUGUUAUUUAUACUGAGCGGCCUUAUAUUUUACUUCCUUUUUGUCCACUAUAAGUUUGGAUGGGCUCAGAAAAUCUUAAAGCCCGUCACCAUGCACCUUCAGAUGCUGAUGGAGGUCGUGCCGCCAGAGGAAGCUCCAGAGUAG